GCAACUCUCGCCCUUACUCCAGACCGGUCUAGAUCGAUCCAUCCUGUUACCCGAGGCAAACCUCUUCUCCAACUCGCCUUGUGGCUGCCCUGUCGUUGUUCGAUAAUACAGUAUCUCCGCCGCCCGGUUCGUGGAAUGGUAAUUUGGAGCCCGAUGGUUGUUACUUUCCCUUAUAUUUUACAUCCUGCUGCAGGGGUACUUAGAUCUGGAGUUGCACAGUUCUGAAUCAGGGCGCCAGCCAAAUCUUACUGGUCCAUACGACAAUAGUAGGAAGUCCCGAGUGAGACGCAGUCGAGGUUGACGAUGAAGCGCCAGUUUGUUAAUCUGGUUCUGGAAACCUGCAAGAGUCGCUCCUACACGGUGCGCUGCAUCAAAUCUUCAAGUCUCUUCCAACCAAAGAAGCAGAACGGAUGCCCGCUGUCGCUUCUAAAGCUGGAAGAAGCCGAGCUGCCCAAAUCUGCAUUUUCGCUUGGUGUUUCCACUCCCAUGCAAGUUAAUUGGGACAUGCAGUUCAUGCCCUUUGGUUACAACAGGGACAAGAUACUCAGCACAGACCAGCAAGGAAACGUCCUGGUUUACGACACCUGCCAGAACCAGAUCUGCAGCAUGCCUAAGCUCAGGGGAUUGAUGGAGAACUCUUUUCCGAUUAACCUAGGUGAUGCCCUAUACCUCAUCGAGAGGCGACCUGACAAGCCUCAUAAGAUUCUUCCCUAUCAACCCUGCUUCCAAGCUCUUAUCAACGGCAAAUCUCCUGCUGGUCCUGUUGUUGAUUAUCCCGGAUGGCACUGGCACACUCUUCCACCGCCACCAUAUGUGGAGGCUCCUGGGUACAAGCCUAGCUGCACCUACAAAAUUCGCUCCUGCACGGUGGUCCGCAACAAAAUCUGGAUAUCUGCCAGUGGCAUUGGCACCUACUCCUUCAACACGGACAGCCACGAGUGGAGCUAUGUUGGCAGCUGGGAGCUCCCAUUCCGUGGCCCUGCUGAGUUUGUGCCUGAGCUGGGCCGCUGGCUUGGAUUCUCCACCGUGCGAGAGAACCAGUACGUGUGUGCUUCAGACCUCUCGACUGCUGAGGAUGGUGCAGUACCCGCCCUGUGUUGCGAAUGGAAACAAGAGCUUGAUGCUAACCCUGACAAGUGGCAGGUGGUGACCUCCUACCUUGUGCGCGUGGACUAUGGCAGGUUCUGCGUUGCCAGGCUAUACGACGUCUAUGAUGACGACGAGCCUGCUUUGGUAAGGGAGAAUUUUGCUGUGUUGACGGGGUUGGAGGCGGGGCUUAGCGACAUUGCUGAUGGUGGGAUCCAGAUGGUCAAGCACAAAUCCAUACGCCUCAACUUUGAUUGCCAUCAGCGGCUCCACUUGGUAUCUUAGGCCUGCUGGUUGAUUUGGUUCGAGGGAUGGCUACCAUGCUCUGCUAGGAUAUGCAUGGAGGUAUCAAUCUUAUGACAUUGGAGGUCGAUCGUUUAAUGAAUGUUAGCUUUGGAAUCUGGACGUAUGAGUCAACUGAUCGAUCCCUCUGAACCGGAAACUUAACAAGUGAGCGCAGCUAUCCAGAACUAUAUAUCUCAAUCAAAUAAGUUGAUUAGUACUUCCGAUAUUUGUGUUUUGAGUUUUGUGUCUUCUAAGCUGUUUGAAUUCUGCGUGGCAUGUAACGCUAUUUCGCAUAUCCUCACCACACAAAUUUCCGCUGUCAGUGCAUGCAGU
Triticum urartu is the source of this 1704-nucleotide messenger RNA. RefSeq lists its product as uncharacterized. NCBI's taxonomy places the organism in Eukaryota, Viridiplantae, Streptophyta, Magnoliopsida, Poales, Poaceae. The record is from RefSeq and is a predicted model, not a curated record.